CUUGACUGUGAGAGCUGGGCGAAAAGAAGGAGGAUAUUCGCGGUGGAAAAUGUUCAAAAUUGAAUUAAUGUGACAGCUUUCGGAUUUAAAAUUACACAUGAAUGAACACCGAGGAAAGAUGAGUCGAUGUGAGGACGAUGCAGAGACACACACCUGAGCUCUGUGUAAAGACCUGAGGAGGAGAUGAUCCCUGAACCCUCGGCUACAGCUGCAUCCAGGACCUCAGAGCAGAAUCAGAACUCUCACGAUGAGGCGAACUCCUCCGAGGUUGUCAAUCAUUCAGAGGACGAGUCCGGGAACGAGAACAGACAAAAGAGCGUGAGACGAAGAAAACGACCACACAAGGGCUCAGAGAAUGUCAAGAGCAAAAGUGCCAAAGCCAGCCGCAGCAAUGUUGGCAGAGCAGGAAGCAGCCACGGUAAACAGAGGCAGGUGGAGGCCGUCACCCUGUUCGAGGUCAUCACCAUGGGCAGGAGCGCCAUGCAGGCGGUGAUUGAUGACUGGAUCGAGGCGUAUGUGACGGACAGAGACUCAUCUCUCCUCGAUCUCAUCAGCUUCUUCAUCCAGUGCUCUGGAUGCAAAGGUGUGGUCACAGCAGAGAUGUGUCAGAACAAAGAGGACAAUGAGGUCAUGAGUAAGAUGGUGGAGGAGCUGGAUGAGGUCGCUGGUCUGCAGUAUAAGAAGUUCCUGGCCUUUCCCUGGAUCCUCACAGUCACGUGGCCCAUGGACACAGACAGUGUGGAGUACCCUCUGAUACAACCUGGUCCGUACGGUCGCUGGUUCCACUCCGAGUUCUGCGACUUUGUGUCGGUGCUCGUAGCUCAGUGUCAGCACAGUGUCAUAUUCGACAGCUACCUGAUGAACACGCUCAUCUCGCUGCUCACAGAGCUGUCAGACUCCUACAUACGGGCUUUCAGACACACCUGCACAUUAGCAGCGGUGAAGCUGCUGAGCUCUCUGGUGUCUGUGGCUCUGAGUCUGAGUGUCGGCAUUGAAAACAGUCAGAAGCUUUAUGAGGUGCAGAAGAGGAAAACGAUGAGGCAGAAGAGCACGCUGCAGCAGGAGAGGAUACAGAAGAAGAUCACAGAGCUGCAGGAGAAGAGGGCGGAGAUAGAGAGCAUGAUGGACGUCAUCUUUAAAGGAGUGUUUCUGAAGAGAUAUCGCGAUGUGCUUCCAGAAAUCCGCUCCAUCUGUAUGGAGGAGUUGGGUUUGUGGAUGAAGCUCUACAGUUCGGCCUUUCUCAAUGACAGCUACCUCAAGUACGUGGGCUGGAUGAUGCACGACAAGAUACCAGAUGUGCGUCUCAAGUGUGUGUUAGGGCUACAGGGUUUGUAUGGAGAUCCUCCGCUCCUCCCUAAACUGGACCUGUUCACGAACCGCUUCAAGGACCGGAUGAUCUCCAUGACCUUAGAUAAGGACAAUGAAGUGGCGGUGCAGACGAUGAAACUACUGCUUCUUAUCUCCAAAACAUCUGAUGAUGUCCUCACUCCAGACGACUACAAUCAACUGCUCCAGUUUGUGUACUCGUCACAGCGCCCUCUGGCGGCCACUGCAGGGGAGCUUCUGUUCUCACGGCUUCUCAACACUGUAGCCCCUGCAUCUGAUACUCAGGAUGACAUAAAUGAGGAGGAGGUGCAUCAACAACAAACAUCUGCCAGACUGAAGGCUCUGCUGCAGUUCUACCAGGAGUCUGAGCUGCACAAUCAUGUGGUGUACCUCGUGGACAGUCUGUGGGACUGUGGUGGAGCCUUGCUGAAGGACUGGCCCACACUCACGUCUAUACUGCUGCAGGACUCUUCCUCACACGGUCCAGGUCUUACUCUCGAGGAAGAAGCGGUGCUUGUGGAGAUCCUGGUCGCGUCGGUGCGUCAGGCUGCUGAGGGAUCAGCGCUGGCAGGAAGGAGCGGAGCCAAGAGGGUCAUGAAUGCCAGAGAAAAGAAGAUUCAGAUUGACGACUGUACUAAACUCACUGAUCAUCUCCUCGUGGUGCUUCCUAAGUUACUGUGCAAGUUUUCAGGUAGUUGUGACGUUGUUGCCUCCCUGUUGAAGAUCCCUCAGUACUUCCUCCCUGAGUGUCCUGAAGCUGAAAACACACAGGCAGUUUCCUCCUUGACGGCGGAGAUGGGAGCUGCUCUGGAGCGCCACUCGAGCCCUGCUGUUCUGGAGGCUGCAGCCCGCACCUACCUCAGUCUGUGCGGGGAGGAGACGGCAUGGUGCUCAGCGGCCCGGGCUGCCAGGGACGCUCUGGUUCAGUGCUGGGUGGACCAACUGGCAGCACUGCUGGGGGACUCACUGAAGGGUGAAAGCCCAAGUUUCUCUGCUGACGAGGCGAAAACUGGAGAAAUUUUAGCCACAUUGAAGAAACUCCGAGCGUUCCACAACUGUCACGACCUCCUGAGGUGGAACCUGUUUGAGCUGUUGUCUCCUCUCCUGUCAGCGGAGGACAGUAAUGGAGCAGCACCACCCAAGGUGCUGCUGGAGGUGCUGCAGUGUCUGUCUUACUGCAUGCUCUGGUCUCUCAACACCAGUCAUGAAACUUUGACCUCCAGAGAGAGAGCCGUGGCCCAGAGACUCCAGCUGCGUCUCUUCUGUGAGAGAGGUCACCACCUUCUCUCCCACGCUGACCACAGUGUGCAGCAGCAGGCUUUUCUGGGCGUCUGUGACGUUCUGACGGCUCAUUCCUACCAGCUACACGUGUGGGAUCCCACCUCCUUCGGUCCACUGUUGUACACUCCCAGUCCCAAACUGCAGAGGGCGCUGUUGACCUUUGUUUGCACACACAUCUUUGUCGGAACGGACUGUGACAGCCAGAGUGGUGUCAGUGAAAGCUCUGAAGUGGAGAGGCUGGAGGACCUUCACAGACGCAGAAAUCUGCUGGCGGCCUUCUGCAAACUGAUAGUGCAUGGAGUGCUGGAGAUGAGCAUGGCGGCUGAGGUCUUCAUGUACUACAUGAAGUACCACAACGACUUCGGAGACAUCAUCAAAGAGACGAUGUACAGGACCAGACAGAUGGAUAAGAUAGAGAGUGCCCGUACACUGGUGCUCUGUUUGCAGCAGCUGUUUGCUCGUCUGAAGCGAGAGCAGGAGAGCGGCGGCAGGGUUCACCCAGGAGUCCAGACCUUCACCAGCAUCAAAGAGCUGGCCAGGCGCUUCGCCCUCACGUUCGGGGACCUUGUCAAGUUUCGUGAAUGCGUUGUCAUGAUCCACAGGAACGGCAUCGAGUUUGUGUUCCAAGAGUUCAGUCAGACCCCAGACACUCCUACGCCACCGUACCUCUCCUACCUGACCAUCCUCAGUGAGUUCUCCAGCAAACUCCUCAAACCAGACAAGAAAACAGUGUUCUCCUAUCUGCAGAAACACACUGCAGAGCACAUCAUUAACCUCAGGGAGGAGUGCUGGCAGCCACUUAUCUACUACCGUGCGUCUCUGUUGGCUGUAGCUGAAGGAGAGGAUGCUGCGUCCUAUGUGAGCUCUGACAGGAAGCCCAAUCGCUCUCCUUUCUCCAAACAGAAAAUUGAAGGGAGCAAGUCCCCGUGUCCGUUCAGCUCUGUUGAGUCCAAAGUUGUCAAAGCUCACAGGUCCAGCUUCAGUCCAAGCCAUCAGGAAAAGACGACCGACGCGGAUCCGUUUUCUGUCCCCGUGGAACCUCCUGCAAGAAGAUUAAUCAUGGAGGGAUCCGUCCUCAGCAACGAGGUGGACGACGACACUGUGGAUGUUGAACUGUAACAGUUAUCAGGAGGUCGGAGGAGAAUUGGUGCUUCUGUCUGGAUGACGAGACCAGGAGACCUCACACUGGACGUCACUAACAUUGAGUGAGACGUAUACCUUUUUUUGUUUCUCCUCUGUUUUGAUGUGCAGAUGUACCAGUGUCCUCUUUUUUUUUUUAUAACAUAUUUUGAAAUGCAGUAUAAUAUGUUUUCUAUGAGGGUAUAGUUUCAAAGGAUACGUCUGUGAUAUUCUCUUUUUCUUAUUGUCAACAAGUCUCAUGAAAAGACCAAUUUAUCCUACUAAUUAUAAAGUGAUUAUUUGUGCCAAAGUCUGAUGUAACCUCAGUUGUUACCCACAAAGUAUUAAAAGCAUGUUAAUUAAUUAAUUAUCCUGCAUUACAAAGAACAAGGGAACUGUAGUUCACUUUGAACCAAUCCCACAUUCGCUUUACUCCCUGACAAGACACUUUUUUUUUGGUAAAAGACCCCUAAAUUGACCCUUGGCUAAGCCACGCCCCUUUAUGAUGGACCACUGAGCUGCUGAAGCUAGCAUGCAGCCCAUAGUCACAAUCUGCACUCAAGAAAGGUUAUCAAAAUCUCAGAAAAAUUGAAAAGUGUUCCUGUAAAGCAGUGUUGAUCCUUAUUCACACAGCAAAAGCAGUAUGCCCAUACAUUAAGUGUACCUUCAGUAGCUAGCGUAGCAUAGAAGCACUAACUUAGUAACGUUACGUGUAACGUUUAACGCAUGUCUCCUACCGACCUCUCCAGGUAACAAGUAUCACUAUCACAUGUCCCCCCAAGAAUGUUUAACCAUGGCUAGCUCUAAAUCUACAAACUCAGCCUGAAAACGAAGAAAUUCUGACACAGUUGCAUGAGUGAAUGGAGCACAGCUGUGUUGUUGUCAGACCCUACGCUAGAGCUAGCCAAUGCUACGCUGUGAUUGGCCAGUCUGUGUUUGAGGGCGGGGCUUAGCAAAGGGUCAUUUGAUAGGAUUUCGCUUCAGGGAACUUUAUCUGAAAAUAUUUUAGUCGUUAGGUUUGAUUCGGAUCAGGGAAAGUGAAACCAAUGAUCAGAAUAGAAAAUCUUUCGUUGCGUAAAACAAUUUGUGCGAGGGAAUUACAUGUGAAGUCAAUGUAAAGAUGCGAAUUCCUGCUGGGCAGUGCGAUAGGUGCGAUUUCAUGACGUUCCCUUAUUUGCAAAAGUUGAAAAAUCUGAACUCCAGCGACCAAUUAAACCGCAAUAGCCAAUCAGCAUUGAGAUCCUCCAGGGAUGUUCGGAUGAUGAUGUUCAGUGAUUUCACGCAUGUAUGACACAACUUAUUUGCACGUGUGAAAGGAGUCGCCACAAAAUAUUCUAGUGUUCAAACUUGUUACUAGCGAAAACUUGCAUCCCAUUUGGUGUGAACACGACAUUAUGACUCAUCGGUCUCCCUUCUACAGUGAAUUAAAUAGUGCAAUUAAACUUUUCCCCAUUUUCUGGGGACCCUCUGGGACUCCCUCUAGGACCCUUGUGGGUCCUCUGACCCCUGGUUAAGAACCACUGAACUAGCACUCCAAAUAUGUAUUUAUUUGCGGCUGAAAACAGUCCCCAACAAAUGCACUUUCACUCCUGUUGGGAGAAUAAUUUGCUACGUAAAAACUGCCCAGCGGUUAAUUACUGAAUGUAUUUAUUUAAAAGUGUAAACUAAAUAUUUAUGAUCUGUUUUUACGAUGUAAAGUAUUUUCAUGGGACUUGUUACAGAGAAAGUUAUAGAAUAACGCUCCUUAUUCUUUAAAUAAUGUCAGAUUAAGCUCAUAUAUUUUAUUUACCGACACCUUUUAUUUCAGGACCAAGUGUAUCAGUGUGUGUAAAGAUUUUCCUUCACAUUCACAUCUGUACUGUACUUGAAUUUUACAAGUGACAAUGAUCCAUUUUUUCAUUUUACAUUCGUGUCACACUCAGGUCCAACAUUUGUCUGAUUGUCUUGUAGAGUACAUUAAGACUUUUGCUUUAUUGUAACACCUGCCACUUUAUUAUUGCUCCUUAUAGGAAACGGUUGGGUUUAAGUUUGCCAAAAACUUCCUAUGUAUCGCU
This is a messenger RNA of Epinephelus fuscoguttatus (brown-marbled grouper), 5780 nucleotides long. Its product is annotated as cohesin subunit SA-2. Gene Ontology annotation, molecular function: chromatin binding. The record is from RefSeq and is a predicted model, not a curated record. Gene Ontology annotation, biological process: sister chromatid cohesion. Bases 184 to 3726 code for a protein of 1180 amino acids. NCBI's taxonomy places the organism in Eukaryota, Metazoa, Chordata, Actinopteri, Perciformes, Serranidae. Gene Ontology annotation, cellular component: cohesin complex; chromatin; nucleus. The transcript has 32 exons.